Messenger RNA from Closterium sp. Naga37s-1, 3486 nucleotides. The record is from the annotation of a GenBank genome assembly. Lineage: Eukaryota; Viridiplantae; Streptophyta; Zygnematophyceae; Desmidiales; Closteriaceae.
AUGCCAGCUCUGGAGGCAAGCGAUCCAGUCGCCAUGGACACUCAGCCUCCAAGCGUCGGCGGUAACAGUGCGCUGGGUAGCUUGGAGGGUAGAGGCAAGCUGCAGCUGGUGCAGCCUUCGUCGGCAGACGAAGAGACAAAGGUGGUGCGGGAGCUGAUGAACACUGCGGAUGCUGGCAUGAAGGAAGGAGACACAUACAACCUAGUAGACGCUAGGUGGUGGCGAGCUUGGUCCAGAUACUCGGGCUACUCGGAAUCAGAGAGCGAGUCGCAGAAGCUUACUGUGAAGCCGCUACCCAUAGACAACUCGAGCCUGGUGGAUCGGGAGGCGCAGGACAGGUUCGGCAGUGCCGAGCCUCACCUGCGGCUGGAGCUGCAGGAGGAUGGGGACUACGCGCUGGUGCCGCAGUCUGUGUGGCGCGUGCUGCACUCGUGGUACGGGGGCGGGCCAGUGGUAUCUCGCCACGUGGUGCGCAUGGGGGGGCGGGAGGAGCUAUCAGUGGAGGUCUACCCGCUCUCUCUCGAGCUCUCCUGCGUCUCUGCCGCCACCUCACUGCCUCCUCGCGUGGAGUCGGUGGUUAUCAGCAAGCGCGCGACUGUGGGACAGCUCAGGCACCGUGCGUGCGAGCUGUUUGGCCUGCAGCCAGAGAAUGUGCGGGUGUGGGACAACUACGGGGGCAAGCGCCACAAGGUGUUGAGUGAUGAGGGCCAGACCCUGGAAGACACGGAACUGCAGAUGGGCAACCAGAUACUGGUGGAGGUGGGGGAUAACGGCCAAUGGCCAGCCCAGGCCGUGCAUCUAGAGUCCUCCUCCUCGCCCUCCUCUCCCUCCACUCCCUCCCGCACGUCCAAACCCGCCGCCACCUCCCCCUUCCACACCUCCACCUCCCCCCGUACCUCCACUCUCGCGUCGGCCGCCGAACCCACCGCCGCCGAGCCUAACGUCUCCAUAGCAGGGGGCCCUCUGUCGCAUUAUAGCAGCGUGGGAGCUGCUCCCCCUCCUGGCGCGCUGUUCAUCACCUCGUGGCCUCCCAACCCUGCUGGGGAAGGAAUGGAGGGAGCAGGAGCAGGAGCAGAAGCAGGGGUGGAAGGAUCGACCUGGUCUCCGGUCAGAGAAAUGACUGAUGCAGAAGGGGCAGGGGGGGAAGAAGAGGGCGAGGGGGGCGGGACUGCCGCAAGUGGAGUUGAUACCAGCGCUGCUGCUGCUGCUGCUGCUGCUGCUGCUGCUGCUGCUGCUGGGGGGGUUAGUGCUGGUGACGUGAGAGGAAAGCUGAAAGCGGCCUUCCCAGCAGCAGAUGUGGGACCGGCUAAGAAACCAACGUCUGGGCUGACGCUAUCCAUUGCACCCCCUCCUGCCUCCUCCUCUAUGGCUAUUGUCCCCGUGCCUAGCGCCGAGGAGAAGAAAGGCUCGGGCUCAGGCUCGGGGUUCCCGUUCAGGUUCGGGUUCGGGUUCGGUAGCAGUUCGAGUGCCAAGGCGGCUAGUGUGGCAGCAGCGAGUGCAGGAGCCGGAGCAGGGGCGCGAGCAGGGGGGGCGCAGGGGAUCCAGGGCGGUCCAGUGGGGUUGACAGGGUUGGUGAACCUUGGGAACACGUGCUUCAUGAACAGUGCGCUGCAGUGCCUGGUGCACACUGUACCGUUAGUGGAGUAUUUUAUGGCGGAUUACUUGAGGGAGAUCAACAGAAGCAACCCCUUGGGCAUGGAGGGUGAGAUGGCAACAGCGUUCGGCGAGCUGCUACGCAAGCUGUGGGCGCCGGGAAGGGACCCUGUUGCUCCCAGGGCCUUCAAGGCGCGACUCUCACGCUUUGCUCCUCAGUUCAGCGGCUACAACCAGCAUGACUCUCAGGAGCUGCUGGCGUUCCUACUAGAUGGCUUGCACGAGGAUCUGAACCGUGUGAUGCGCAAGCCGUACAUUGAAGCCAAGGACGCGGACGGGCGGGCGGACGAGGAUGUGGCGCGGGAGAACUGGGAGAACCACAAGGCGAGGAACGACUCCAUCAUCGUUGACAAGUUCCAGGGUCAAUACAAGUCAACGCUGGUGUGUCCGCAGUGCAAGAAGGUCUCGGUCACCUUCGAUCCCUUCAUGUACCUCUCGCUGCCACUGCCCUCCAAGGCCACGCGCUCGCUGCACCUCACUCUACUCUCCUCGUUCGGCGACCAGCCCCCCCGGGCGCUCACUGUCACGGUGCCGCGUACAGGCAGGAUUCUGGACCUGCAGAGGGCGUUAGCUGAGGCGUGCCAGCUGCCUCCAGGAGAGAGACUGCAUGUGGCUGAGAUCUACAACAACCGCAUCUUCCGCUCGUUCCCUCCGCUGGAGCAGAUCUCGUCCAUUGAGGACCGAGACAGGCUCGUGGCUUACCGCGUGCCGCGGGGGUGUGAAGCGCCCGUUAUAGUCACACAGCGGAUCAAGGAAGUCUCCACAGUCACCAACGAUUUCUUCUGGCGCCUGCACGGCGCGCCUCUCCUCCUCCCGGUCUCCCGCUUUGACAUUCGCUCCGACGGCACAGGGGACGGGGAUGUGCAAGGGAAGGAUGAUCCUAUGGACGAAUCAGCAGGGAGGGAUGCCAAUACUGGUGAUGCAGCAGCUGGCGGUGAGGAGGGUGAGGGGGAGAAUGGGGCGACUGCACGGGAAUCUGCGGCUGAGGUUUCUGCGGGGGAGGAGGGAAUAGAGGAACAGGCAGCGGCAAAAGUGGAGCCGCCGUUUUCGCUGUCUGUCACUCGAGCGCAUGUUGAGACAGCUGCUGAUGCUAUUCGGAUUCCUGAUGGGACUGAUUUGCCGAAGGGAUUUACUCCGGAUAUGCUUUCCAAGGACGGACUCGCGCUGCUAUUGGAUUGGUCGGUCAAUGGGCUGAAGGAGUUUUACGAUGUCGGGCAGCUUGAGGAGCUGCCCGAAGUGAGCUCGGGCAGUGCGGGGCUGCCCAUGAAGAACAAGCGGCAGGAGGGAGUAACGCUGUUCUCGUGCCUGGAUGCUUUCAUCAAGGAGGAACCGUUGGGCCCUGAUGAUAUGUGGUACUGCCCGCAGUGCAAGGAGCACAGGCAGGCAACUAAGAAACUUGACCUGUGGCGACUGCCGGAGAUCCUAGUGGUGCAUCUGAAGCGCUUCUCCUACAGCCGCUACUUCAAGAACAAGCUCGACACGCUCGUCACCUUCCCCGUCCAUGACUUCGACCUCUCUCCGUACCUGCCGCCCUGCCACGCGGAAGGGGGCGGCAACGUGUAUGAGCUAUAUGCGAUCAGCAAUCAUUACGGUGGCAUGGGUGGAGGGCACUAUACUGCAUACGUGCAGUUGGGCAACGAGCGUCAAUGGCACACCUUCGACGACAGCUUUGUUUCUCCUGCAAACGAGUCACAAAUUGAGACACCUGCGGCUUACGUGCUCUUCUACCGGAGAGUUGGGAGCUCGCACCACUAUGCAGCUUCCCAGAACGAAGCAACAGGUGAUGGACAAAAUAACUCCACAGCUGAGGUCACUGACAUGGACCGUGACUAG